Molecule: messenger RNA, 2060 nt
Organism: Filobasidium floriforme
Lineage: Eukaryota; Fungi; Basidiomycota; Tremellomycetes; Filobasidiales; Filobasidiaceae
Exons: 2
Coding region: 343-1716 (457 amino acids)
Source: RefSeq, a predicted model, not a curated record
GUCUGAUACUCACCUAGCCAAUGAAAGACAAAGACCUCCGAUCCUGCUAUGUGCGGUGAGAAUAUAGACAUAGCGGCGCAGAAUCCCGAAAAUCUGGGUCUCUUCCUGGACCUCGGCGUAAUCCGAGCGCGCAUGGAAGUACACCUGCUCAGCUUCUCAAUUGAUCCAUUAUUGCUCGCUCGGUUGAUCGAUUGAUCAGUUGGUCGAAAUUUCCUCGCAGACUUGGAAAGACCCUCGAUGGGCGGUGAAAUCUAGUCCACGAGUUCUGCACCUAUUGAGCUCUUACACAUAGCUUACGAGGCGAUCACCAACCACGCCCGCGGCAGAUCAGACCUCGUGAUUAUGGAAACUCCGGUCGGGAAUGCAGCAUUGACCGCUGCCGAGCUGGUCUAUGCCAACGACCUGCUUGUCGACAAUAUUUACGCAUAUUUGGCCGAUGAGCCACCCAUCAUGAAUUUCACAGAGUGGGGUCAGUAUGCAGUGCGAUCAUGUGCUAUCCUGCAUAAAGCUGGUUACGCCAGGGCCGCCAAACACUUUUACAAAGAAGUUCCAGAGAGGAUGAUACGGAGGAUGAUUAAAGCCAAUCAUGACCCUCAACGUAUACGAUACCUUUUCGAUUCGGUCAAGCAGCUGAGCGUCCGAGAAGCCGAUAUCGACACGAAUCCGGACGGCGAGUGGGAAGUUGGCAGCACUUGCUGGCUUUCCCGGCUCAAGAAUGUGGAACGCGUCUGCCUCUACGAUGCUUGGGAGUCUGGACGUCAUGACAAUCCUCAUCUUGGUCCGCCCAUCAUGAUAGUGCACGAGACCCAUGUUAUAGCAGGACGUAGGCUGGAGCUAGCCGCGCUUCGUCGCUGGUCAUAUCGCUUGCACCCUCGGACAGCGAUGACCGGUCUACUGCCGACAAUAGCCGACUCCGAGGGUCUUUCAUCCGUCGCGAUAGAGAUUAGCGAGUCUGCCGAUUGGCGAGCGAUCCCAUACGACAGUAGCCUGAGUGAUGAGGAAGAUCUUGAUGAGAUUUGCGUUCAGGCUGGAAAUGCGUCCGCAUAUGAGUGGCGAGGCGCUGGCGAGUUGAUGCUGAUCGCGGCGGUCAACAAGGUCAGGCUCGAAGGUGGAGACUCCUCGCUGUUCGCUAACUUAAAGCGAGUCGACAUUUCCGGGUCACACGGCCUUACCCUUGAUGAUCUGACACGGCUUCUGGCAAUCAGUCCCAACCUGAAGCAGCUUCGAACAGCAAUUCACCGCGCUCCUGAGUCUCAGAUCUUCGAAACCUGGUUAUCAGCUUACGCGGACCAAUUGCAAGAGGUCAACCUGCAGAAUGCCGAUCUAGCCUGGCUUCCCCGCCUCAUCAACUGUCGCGUUGUCGAACUACGUAUCAGCGACAAGAAGAUCAAUCUCCGCGAUGAGAGUUCCGUCGUCUCGGCGACAACAAAAAUCAGUAUCACCAGCCGUAUUCGUCACCUCAAGAUCCGUAUUGGCAAGCCCCCGCUCGAUGUCAACCCGAUAACGUUCGCGGAGUUCUUGAUCUCUUGCUCUUCGAAAGACACUACGUUCAUGUUCCACGUCUGUAGCGACGCCCCAGCAGCAAUUCGCUGGCAGUCCGAAGUGAGAUCCGCCUUUGCCGCUUUCACGGGACGAGUCCACCUCGUUUCCGACGGUUGGAUGGAUUCUCUGGAUUGCGAUCAUUCCGAUACCACCGAUUCGGAAGCGGAGAUGUAGGCGACCCUCCAUACCGGAAGGUCUCGUUCACAUACGACACUCCCCGAUGGGUUUCCAGUCAAACGUUCGAUCAAUGGAGUACGUAUUUGGUCGGAUAUUGAGAACGGCUCGCCAGUGCGGCGAAGCCAAUUGACAAAGAUCGCUACGCACUGCGAUUCUGGUCCGAUCAAACCGGUGUUGGAAACGCAGAGUCAACAACCUUGAACGCAAAUUGCCUAUCUCGAUCGUAGAAAACUUGGAGAUUAUCGAUGGGGCUUUAGGGCAAUAUGACACCUGGUCGCGAAUUCCGGCAAGAUGGUGUUGGAUGUAUGUAUGCCUCAUAUAUGAAGAAUUGAGUUGAGCCA